Amorphotheca resinae ATCC 22711 is the source of this 1594-nucleotide messenger RNA. RefSeq lists its product as hypothetical. Gene Ontology annotation, biological process: glucose 6-phosphate metabolic process; intracellular glucose homeostasis; glycolytic process. NCBI's taxonomy places the organism in Eukaryota, Fungi, Ascomycota, Leotiomycetes, Helotiales, Amorphothecaceae. The coding region runs from base 119 to 1594 and encodes 491 amino acids. The transcript is spliced from 7 exons. Gene Ontology annotation, molecular function: mannokinase activity; ATP binding; glucokinase activity. The record is from RefSeq and is a predicted model, not a curated record. Gene Ontology annotation, cellular component: mitochondrion; cytosol.
CCUGGAUUCCUGAACAAUUACAACCUUCGCUGCUCUCUCGCCGUCUCCCUUCUCUCCAUCCUCCAUCUUUUCUUAUCCAGAACCCUCAACUACCAAGCGUCGUUGACCUGCUUCCAUCAUGGUGGGCCUCGGACCAAGAAAGCCUCCGUCCCGGAAGGGUUCCAUGGCCGAUGUGCCAAGGGAUUUGAUGCAGGAGAUCAAGAGGCUGGAGGAGUUAUUCACCGUUGAUGCUGCUAAGCUGAAAGCGGUCACGAAGCAUUUCGUUUCUGAACUUGAGAAAGGUCUCAGCGUUGAGGGCGGUAGCAUUCCAAUGAACCCGACUUGGUGCAUGUCCUUCCCAACAGGUUAUGAGACUGGUACUUUUCUAGCUUUGGAUAUGGGUGGAACCAACUUGCGAGUUUGCGAGAUCAUUCUGACCGACGAGAAGUCAGAGUUCGAUAUCAUUCAAUCUAAAUACCGAAUGCCGGAGGAACUCAAAACUGGCGAUGCUGAUGAACUCUGGGAGUACAUUGCCGACUGUCUUCAACAAUUCAUCGAAACUCACCACUCAGGUGAGAAACUCGACAAGUUGCCCCUCGGUUUCACCUUCUCCUAUCCCGCAACUCAAGAUUACAUAGACCAUGGUAUCCUCCAGCGAUGGACUAAGGGAUUUGACAUUGAUGGUGUUGAGGGGCAGAAUGUGGUUCCUAUGUUUGAGGCUGCUCUUGCCAAGAGAGGAGUUCCUAUCAAGCUUACCGCCUUGAUUAACGAUACCACUGGUACCUUGAUCGCAUCUGCAUACACGGAUACCGCCAUGAAGAUUGGCUGUAUCUUUGGAACAGGAUGCAAUGCUGCUUAUAUGGAAGAUUGCGGAUCGAUCCCCAAGUUGGCCCACAUGAAUCUUCCUCCUGACAUGCCAAUGGCCAUUAACUGCGAAUGGGGUGCUUUUGAUAACGAACACAAGAUCUUACCACGAACCCCUUAUGAUAUCAUCAUUGACAAAGACUCUCCACGUCCAGGUCAGCAGGCAUUCGAGAAGAUGAUUGCCGGUCUCUAUCUUGGUGAGAUCUUCAGAUUGGUUCUUGUUGAUUUGCACGACAACAAGGAGGUCCACAUCUUCGAGGGUCAGAAUAUCGAUAAGCUCAGAAAGGGUUAUACCUUGGACUCAUCCUUCUUGUCUUUGAUCGAAGAGGAUCCAUUUGAGAACUUGUCCGAGACGAAAGACCUCUUCCAAAACAAGCUCGGCAUAACAACCACUCACCCCGAACUCGAGCUCAUCCGCCGCCUUGCGGAACUGAUUGGAACGCGUGCAGCUCGCCUCUCUUCCUGUGGUGUUGCAGCAAUUGCCUUAAAGAAAGGCUACAAGACCUGCCACGUUGGGGCUGACGGAUCAGUCUUCAACAAAUAUCCACACUUCAAGGCUCGCGGUGCGGUGGCUCUGCGUGAGAUUCUGGAUUGGCCUGCGAAGAAGAGCCCCAGGGAUCCGGACCCAAUCGAGAUCUUGCCUGCUGAGGAUGGUUCUGGUGUUGGUGCUGCACUCAUUGCCGCAUUGACGUUGAAGAGAGUCAAGGAGGGCAACUUGGCUGGUAUUCAACACCCCGAAAACUUCAAGUAA